Plectropomus leopardus (leopard coralgrouper) is the source of this 909-nucleotide messenger RNA. It is a transcript of the gene fam221a, whose product is annotated as family with sequence similarity 221 member A. The record is from RefSeq and is a predicted model, not a curated record. NCBI's taxonomy places the organism in Eukaryota, Metazoa, Chordata, Actinopteri, Perciformes, Serranidae.
GAACAAAAAGCCCAUCAGUUUUGGACUUUUGACAAUGGAGACAGUAUGUUUGGAUAAAUCAGCUUUACAAGCUGUGGAUGAUUACUGGGAGUACAGAAGGAUUGUAGGUGAGGAUGAUGGAGGGACACUGUUCACUCCAGAGGAAUAUGAGGAGUACAAGAGAAAGAUGCUCCCUCAACGACUGAAAAACAGGCUUUAUGUGAGCUUUGGGGUCCCAGGAGGCAUCGACUGCAAACUCAUUGGUCCUGAGACACAGUGCUUUUUUUGUACACAUAGGUACAAACAACAUAAGACCGACUUUGAUGUGGUUCCCUCUGAGCGACCCCUGGCCCUACCAUGCCAGGUCAGAGGGUGUCAUUGUCCCGCCUACCAGUAUGUUCCCUGCAUUGGGCCAAAUCCUGUCCGCUGCAGGUGUAAACACUUACCUCAAGAUCACAGUGAAGCUACUGGCCACUUGUGCAAAAAGUGCACUUCCUGUUCUGGGUUCCAGACCUCCUUCACCUGUGGGUGCGGACAGCCCAGCUCUGUCCAUCAGACCCUGGUUGAGACAAAACUGGAAAGAGAGGCACGCGGCCGGCCCAUAGGCAGGGAUGUCCCUUAUGCUGCCAUGGGGGGGCUGACGGGGUUCAGCUCUUUGUUGGAUGGUUACCUCGCUUUGGAAGCCAGCAGCUCAGAUCAUGUCAGAGAAGAUGGCUGCCAGCAGAGACGCAGAGACACAUCAAGGAUCAAAGAAACUAAAGCAUCCAGCUCCAUUCGCCGUAAGAGAGGAACUAACAAACUGUGAAAUACAACAUCUGUCAAACCAUCCAUUAAACACUGGACAAGAUUUCAAAUAAAUCCUACACAUCUUCCGCUCUGAAAAAUGUAGUCUUGCUCUAAGCGUAAGAACAUUUGAUUGUUUCUUUCCUU